AGUCACGUGUGUACCGCGUUCCGAAGGAUGUGGCGGCUGUCUGCUGUCGGUCAACUCAAGCUUACGCGCCGGUAUGUCGAACUUGGCCGUUAACCGCAACGUCGAGAGAGUCAACACGAUCGGAUGAAAUGCUUUGUUAUGCGGUUUUUUAAAUAAAACAAAACACCUACUCUGCGUCGCUAUGGCUAUUCUCCAAUCCUGUUGUUGUUUUCAGUCGCUUAGGACUGGAUGCUAUGCUAGUGCCCUCUACGCAAUGGCUUAUUUCAGUCUCAACACCAGUAUUUUGGGGUCAUUUUUACACUUUGAAAGACCUUACUGGACUGGAAAUGGGACCGCACCACAGAGUAAAAGUUUCUUAGAGCCAGAAAAAAUGUCAGAAACCACUGUACUUUUUCACGUGGUAGUGCUGGUGUGCGCCGGAUGCGGCAUGCUUACCAGCAUCGUGUUGUUACUGGGCAUAUAUUUUGAUCUCAGGGUGAUGUUCGUACCGUGGAUUUUCGCCAUGAUCACAGCGACUUUUGUCGACGUUGCACAUUCCGUGUACUUGUACGGGUUGGACACGGUUGAAUUUAAUCCACCAACAGCAAUUUUAUACACCGUUGACUUUUUCCUAUUAAUGUUAAACAUUUAUUCAGUUCUCUGUGUUAUAUCGCAAUAUCAAGAAUUGAUGGCCGGAAGAGGUACCGCUUAUUUUGAACAAACCCUAAAACAGGUAGCGUCGGUGAGGUACACGUGUCAGCCGACUGGCACGAGUUGUCUGAGCUCCAGGAGACCGGGCACUUUACCAGUUUCCCCUACACAAAGUCCCACGAAAACUACAGGAACGACGAUCGGAUCCUCGUCAGCUGGAUCCCGCAGGGGAUCUAGAAAACAUGUACAGUUCCCCGACCUAGACGGCCCCAGCCUGAAAUCUAGUGACUUGUUGCACGCCAACUGGAAACAAGGCAUGUCUACGCCCUCCGAAAUGUCUAUCACGCCAGAUUCUACGAUUCAAUUAUGUGACAACAGAACGGAUGAUUCAAUAAAUGCUGAAGUGAUAAAUAUAACCACACAAAAAUAUCCAAAAACUUUUAUAACUAACCUGUAAACUUGUAAUAUUAUUUUGAUGGAAUGUAGGAGGUUUUUUUCCCACAAUAUUGAUUGUUAUAUUUGUG
This is a messenger RNA of Adelges cooleyi (spruce gall adelgid), 1154 nucleotides long. RefSeq lists its product as uncharacterized. The record is from RefSeq and is a predicted model, not a curated record. The transcript is spliced from 9 exons. NCBI's taxonomy places the organism in Eukaryota, Metazoa, Arthropoda, Insecta, Hemiptera, Adelgidae. Bases 182 to 1087 code for a protein of 301 amino acids.